AUGCACAGGGAGGAGGUGGACCUGUCGCUACGCUCGCUGGACUCGGAGAUGCUUGAUGCUGUGUGGCCGCAGGUCGAAGAGCACGCCGGCAAGCUGGUCUGCCUCUCCCUCGACAACAACCUCCUGCACCGCGUGCCCACGUCCUUGUGCCACUUCCACCAGCUGCGGUGGCUUCACCUCAACGACAAUCGCCUAGCGCAGGUGCCUGAAGCCGUGAUGGCGCUGACGCAGCUGGAGGUGCUGCACCUCCAGCACAACUGCAUCUCUUCACUGCCGCCCGCCAUCUCUUCUCUUCGCUCCCUCAGCACGCUCAGCCUCUACGCGAACAGGAUCAGCGAGCUGCCCGACGAGAUUGGCGACCUGCCCGCGCUCGAGUCGCUCCUGCUCUCCAACAACCGCCUGACCUCCCUGCCCUCGUCCAUCUACCGCCUCACCUCGCUCCAGGACCUGGCCAUCGACCACAAUCGUCUCACCUCCCUUCCGCCCGGCUCCGACUGCUGGCGCCACCGCUUUGACCGGUUGGGCCUACAACCGACUGCGGACCCUCCCCGACGGCUUCGGCACCCGCACGCUGCCCAGCCUCCAGAGCCUCUUCUUGAGCGGCAAUCGGCUGCGCUGGCUCCCCGUCGGUGUCCUCUUCACGUUCAUUCCCGGCCUAGAGCUGUUCGAGCUGCGCCACAACCCCAUCGUCCAGGGCCAGCCCUACGCUGA
Molecule: messenger RNA, 711 nt
Organism: Acanthamoeba castellanii str. Neff
Lineage: Eukaryota; Discosea; Longamoebia; Acanthamoebidae
Product: leucine rich repeat domain containing protein
Exons: 5
Coding region: 1-711 (236 amino acids)
Molecular function (GO): protein binding
Source: RefSeq, a predicted model, not a curated record